GGGCUGCAGGGCGUGCGCUCGCAGCUCGAGGGCCUGGAGAAGGACAACGCGCAGCUGGACGAGGAGAACGCCGCCCUGCGCCACACCGUCGAGUCGCUGAAGUCGGCCGAGGCGCGGUUGGUGCAGGCCGAGCGUGACAACCGCGACCUGGAGCAGGAGAAGGAGACGCUGCGGCGCUCGCUCGAGGGCCUGCGCACUGCCGGGCGCAAGGCCGAGCGGCUCGAGGCCAGCGUGCAGGCCCUCGAGACGGAGAGCCAGCGCACCCAGCGGGCGCUGGAGGCCGCCAGCAAGAAGGCCGCGCAGACAGAGUGCGAGCUGCAGGAGAUGGAGCUGGAGAACCAGUCGCUGCAGCGCAGCGUGGAGGAGCUGCGCAUGUCGGCGCGCCGGCUGGAGGUGGCGGAGCAGGCGGCUCGCUCGCUGGAGGCCGAAGUGGCACAGAUCGAGAAGGAGCGCAAGCAGCUGAAGAAGGAGGUGUGGCGGCUGCGCCAGCAGGCGGAGGUGCGCGAGGCCGUGGCGGAGGAGGCGGCGGCACGCAUCGCGGAGCUGGAGGUCAACGGGCGCUCGCUGUCGCGCGAAGUGGCGCGUCUCUCGGAGUCCUGCGCCCGCCUGCGUGACGCCGAGCGAGACAGCAAGGAGCUUCUCAAGGAGGUCACCAUCGGCAAGAAGACGCUGGCGACGCUCCGAGAGGACCUGGUGACCGAGAAGCUGCAGGGCCAGCAGCUGAGCAAUGAGCUGGACAAGCUGAGCAACGAGCUGGAGAAGAUAGGCCUCAACAAGGAGCGGCUGCUACAGGACGCGCACAGCAACGACGAUACUAAGUACAAGAUCCUGGAGUCGAGGAUCGAGUCGACGCUCAAGAAGACGCUGGAGCUGCGGGAGGAGAAGAUCUCGGCGCUGGAGUCGCGCCUCGAGGAGUCCUCCAACCUCAACCAGCAGCUGCGGCAGGAGCUCAAAACGGUGAAGAAGAACUACGAGGCUCUGAAGCAGCGGGAGGAGGAGGAGCGCAAGAGCGGCGGCGGCGGCGUCAGUCCCCUGCCGGGCCGGCGCGCCGACGCGCUCGCCGUGAGCCAGACGCAGAGCGAGUCGCGUGAAGCCACACGGGAACUGCUGCGCGUCAAGGACCGGCUCAUCGAGAUCGAGAGGAACAAUGCGACGCUACAGGCAGAAAAGCAGGCACUGAAGGCGCAGUACAAGCAGCUGGAGUCACAGAACAACCACCUGCAGACGCAGAUCCUGGCUCUGCAGAAGCAGGCCGUGUCGCUGCAGGAGCACAACACCGCGCUGCAGACGCAGAACGCCAAGCUGCAGGUCGAGAACUCGGCCGUGAGCUCGCAGAGCGCCUCACUCAUGGCGCAGAACGCGUCGCAGCAGGGCCAGCAGGCGGCGCUGGAGGCCGAGGCGGAGGAGCUGGCGCGCUCGCGCGAGGAGCUGCACGCCACCUACGAGGCGCUGAGCCGCGACCACGAGCGCCUCGUGGGCCUGCACGAGCGCCAGGCCGCCGACUACGAGGCGCUCAUCGGCAAGCACGGCCACCUCAAGAGCGCGCACCGCGCCACGGAGCUGCAGCACAAGGAGCUGGAGGACAGGUACAACACGCUGCUGAAGCAGAAGGUGCAGCUGCAGGAGCUGGAGGGCGUGCUGCGUGCCGAGCAGGACAAGCUGGCGCAGGAUGCCAGCAAGUACGAGUCCAUCGCCAGCGACUACCACCGCUGCGGACGAGAACGACAGGUGCUGAACCUGACCUACAGCCACCUCAUGAAGGAGCACGAGGGGCUCCAGGUAGAUCACAAAGCGACCAAGAGCCAACUCAACGGGAGCCGCCUGGAGCAGGCACGCCUCGAGGCCGAGUACUCGGAGCUUCGCGAACACUGCCAGCAGCUGGACGUCACCUCGGCUAAGCUGAGCAACCAGUGCGAGCUUUUAUCGCAGCUCAAGGGCAACCUGGAGGAGGAGAACCGGCACCUCCUGGACCAGAUCCAUCGACUCAUGGAGAGCAAGGAGCAGUACCACUCUGAGCAGAUGCAGUACAUAGACAAACUGAACGAGCUGCGGAGGCAGAAGGAGAGGCUGGAAGAGAAGAUCAUGGACCAGUACCGCUUCUACAGCCUCUCGCCGCCACGACGGAAAAGCAACUGGAUCGCGGCGAAGAUGAAGAAGCUGAUCCGGCCGAAGAAGGAGGGCGGUGGCGGCGUCGCCGGCACCGGCGCCGGCAGCAGCACGACCGUGGGUCGGGAGCAGCUGCGCUGCAGUGUGGAGGGGGCGCUGGGCGACGGCCUCCCCGGGGACAGCCAGGACAGCUCGUCCGUCGGCUCCAACUCGCUGGACGAGAUCGGAGCUCACGGCGCCCACGCCGUCACCGUCACCCGCAAGAGCAGCACGAGCACGCUCAAACGGCUGCUGCGGAGCAGAGCCAAGGACAGGGACGAGCGGAAGGCGUUGCACCGGCGAUCCAUGUACGAUAAAAUACCCAGUGGAAAAAUUGGCCAAACGUACCUCAGCAAGACCCUCCUCAAAAAAGGAGUCCCUGAGACUCGGCAAAGCUUUUCCCGCGAUGAACGACCUGGUCCAGAGCAUCGGCUACUCGCUCUCAAAUUGGGUGGCGUCAGCGGCGAUGGCAGUGGUGGUGGCGGCGGUGUCAGCGGUGUCAACGGUGGAGGUGGUGGUGGCGGCAGCGGUGGCGUCGUUAACAUUUCCAGCAGCUCCAAGACCCUGGAAAGGCAGCAGCAGCAGCAGCCGGCAGGAUUGAUGCAACAACAGAAGCAGCAGCAGCAGCAGCAACGUGCAGGCAGCAUGGACGCGCUGGACGCGCCGGACGAGGGCCUCUCUCGGCACCGCCGGCGCGACCUCGGCUGCAUGGCCUUCUCCACGUCAGCCGUCAACAUGGUGGCCAGCACUUCCACGCCGAGCCUUCUCCUUGCGCGCCGCCGCCCAAAGGGGAAGAUGCCAGUGAGUUCGUCGUGCGAGGAUUCGGCGUUGCCCAGUCCCCAGGAGCUGCAUUCGUCCACACCAAUGUCCAGCGCGACAUGGCUCUUGACCGGCACCCGACGCCGCCGAUCGAAGUGCACUGCCCAGUGA
Callorhinchus milii (elephant shark) is the source of this 3075-nucleotide messenger RNA. RefSeq names its product girdin-like. The annotation marks the transcript as partial. The transcript is spliced from 17 exons. Gene Ontology annotation, biological process: cytoskeleton-dependent intracellular transport; cytoplasmic microtubule organization. Gene Ontology annotation, molecular function: dynein light intermediate chain binding; microtubule binding. NCBI's taxonomy places the organism in Eukaryota, Metazoa, Chordata, Chondrichthyes, Chimaeriformes, Callorhinchidae. Gene Ontology annotation, cellular component: cytoplasm; centrosome. The record is from RefSeq and is a predicted model, not a curated record.